Aureobasidium namibiae CBS 147.97 is the source of this 483-nucleotide messenger RNA. RefSeq lists its product as uncharacterized. The record is from RefSeq and is a predicted model, not a curated record. The coding region runs from base 1 to 483 and encodes 160 amino acids. NCBI's taxonomy places the organism in Eukaryota, Fungi, Ascomycota, Dothideomycetes, Dothideales, Saccotheciaceae. The transcript has 3 exons.
AUGCAUACAGAAGAAGCAAGGAAUACAGCAAAAGAAGAGGGAAGCAAAAUAAACGACGCUCGUGACGUAGUCGUGCGCAGAGCCGAACGAGAGAACACCGAAGGAACGAGGGCAGACAUCUUCGCAAGGGAGGAAGCUUUCGAGGGGGAUGUCAUGGGGGGAAAACAAGCCAAGGCCCGCAUAUGGUUUCGUCCUUAUACCGUCAACGAGACCAGCCCCAUGGCUGGGCGCCAAGCUCAGACCGAUAUGACCUACUACAAACACAACAACAGAGGACCGCUGCGUGCUAUGCACGAUACCCUGACUGGUAACGAGGACACCAUUGUAGGACUCAAGCGUUCUGAUACUAUACAGGCUUAUCUUGACAACGAUGAUCACAUACUUUUGGAAAAGUUCCAAAGACUUGCACAUGUCCGUUCAGCGCUUAAUUGGUCCAAGACAGCCAUGCUUGUCACUGACUAUUUUGCGUUGUCAAAUUGUUAG